AUGGACCCCGACUUCUGUACGUAUAUCAGUCCACCGUUGGCUGACAUGCGAAUAUGGCUGGUUACCGUGUUCGGAUCGAUGAUCUCCUUGACCAGUAUUUUGGAAAACAUAUUCUUCUUCUUUCAUUUCCUUAGGCGGUAAGUUAAUAUCGUUGGAAUUUUCGUUAUAUAGUAAUAAUGUUAUUAUGAAUAUUUGAUCUUUUUGUUAUAAGGGAUAAUAUAUUUUGGAAAAAUUUACAAACAAAUUAAUUUUUAAAAUUAUGUCUUAUGUAAACCUGAAAACCUUAUCAACGUAUAUAUUAUGUUAUAGCCUAUAACUUCUUAAAUGUUUCAGAAAGCACCACCGCACCACCUACAACAUCUACAUGAUGAUGAUAGCCUUCUUCGAUGUGUUCGUCAGUCUAGCCUACAUCUUUCUGAUGUCAGUAGGAGUAUUCGCAGAAUACUACGAGUUCCCGAGUGUUAUCAAAGUGUACUAUUACUACAUGCCUCCCAUGUUGACCGUCUCUCACAUUGCCAUUACCACCACAUCUUUCCUUAUCUUGGCCGCUACAAUCGAGCGGUUCUGUAUCACGCUGAACACGAGCUGGUCUCCGAUAGUACAAAGGAGACGACAAUGGAUCGUGUUCAUAGCCAUACUGAUGGGGGUGAUCAGUAAGGGCGGGAUUUUCAUUGAAAUGAAGGUAGGUUAACAUAUCUGUGGAUAAUUGGUUUUUUAUUAUGUAAUUUUAUAUUUUGGAACGUACAUUACGAAUAGCAGUGUUACUUACACGAUUUAUCCUCUCCUUACAACAACAAAAUCUAUUUACAUUCACCUUUCUUCACCCUCCAAAUCAUAUUAUUGUAGGUCGUCAUCUUCGAGGAAUGCAAAGGUCAGAUGACAGAGUACGGGCUAGCGAUGGAGGCCUUCAGCCAGCCCAACACGCCCUACAAUGAUGUAAGUUUGUAAACCGACUGAACUACAUUUAUGUUAAGUACUUCCGAUUCUAUUACCGUAACUUUGUCACCAUCUUCUUUCCUUUCUUUGCCCUCUUCUGGUUGAACAUCCUGAUUGUGCGAGCACUUCACAAUCAAGAAAAGUACGAGAGUGUCUCCAACAACAACGCCCAAACCAAACGAAAAGUGAGUUCGGACUGAUUAGCAUAAACUCAAAACAAUAACAAUACCCAUAAUUUCUGGAAGAGGGGGGGGUGUCUUUUGAAGGCUGGGCCAGAAAAAAAUUUUAAUUUAACUGGCAAACCAUCCAUCUGAAAGAUAAAAAUUCGUUUUUUCUCUUAAAACUUCCUUUUAAACACCAUGCCAAAACCCGCCAAAAUUUAAAUUUAAAAAACCGCGGGCCUUUUUAAUAUUUCUAAUUAAGCCAUAUUACCCAUGCAUAACUUUCAAACCCAUUUUAAAUUAACAUCUUUGAUUCACAAUGUCAACACUUUCAGGCUCAAGCACGAGCAGCCACCCGGACCAUGGUGUUGGUGGUAUGUACAUAUUUAAUCUCCAACAUUCCGAAUGUCUUUAUCACAACUUGGGAGCACGUAGACAAAGGCUCGUUGGUGGCCAAGGAGAAGUGAGUAAACAACCACAAUUCUUAACCAAAUUUGCAGAUUUUACGCCAUUACCAUCGACAUGUUGUCUAUAUUGACCAACAUGGCGUGCGCCUUCCGGCCCAUUAUCUAUAUGUUGUGUCAGGCGCCGCUACGGAAAGAAGUGGCACAGUCGCUCAGGGAGUCGUACAAACGGUGUAUCAGUACGAGGCGAAGAACGACGCCUCAGGUAAACUUUAAAAUAGCUGGUUUAACUGUUUUAUAUAGUUCUUAAUAGUGUUUUCUUAUAUCAAAUUGUUGUUUUAGAGACCUUUAAAAGCCGUUUUAUCGUUUUUUGGUCUGAAAACUGUAAACUGAUAAACAAAAACACUUUCAGGCGGUAACGACGACAAAAGGGCAGUCUUGUACACUAACGUUAGCCACCAAGAACCGUGAGAACAAUAUAGAAAGUAUGACAAAACCAGCGUUGCCGCAGGCAUUGAUUGCCAAUCUGGAUGAGAGCUCAGAAACGACACAAUCAGAAGUUUCUUCCAAGUUCCUGAACAAUAUGAACAACGAGACCUUGCUAUGA
Molecule: messenger RNA, 2108 nt
Organism: Bursaphelenchus okinawaensis
Lineage: Eukaryota; Metazoa; Nematoda; Chromadorea; Rhabditida; Aphelenchoididae
Source: the annotation of a GenBank genome assembly